Messenger RNA from Ostertagia ostertagi, 1461 nucleotides. NCBI's taxonomy places the organism in Eukaryota, Metazoa, Nematoda, Chromadorea, Rhabditida, Trichostrongylidae. The record is from the annotation of a GenBank genome assembly.
AUGCAGAGCAUAUCUGAUCUCAAAGAGGCAAGCGUAAACGAGUUUACGUUUCUGUGCUUACUCCGAAAAGAUAACCAAAUGUUCCAGUUGAUCACACUAUUUCCACCACGAGACGCGCAGCGGGACAGCUACAGUAUCUUCGGAUCGAAAUUCGCUUCGUUCGUGCUUGAAGACGUGGAAGGGAAUGCUGUUAGCGAGAAAUCAAUCAAAAGCGUUGCAGCACUUCAUAGAUCCAUUAUGUCGUUGAAGACAAGUGACGGAGGGAAGGUAUUCUCCGAUGUCUGCCUUCGUUCUUCCGACGGCUGCACUCUGCAUCCACUUGCCUACGCUUUGGAAGAUGACGAGCCAGUUCUUUCUGCUCAGUUUCUUCUGCGUUAUCCGAUGCUGACCAUUGGCGACCUUCUCAUUGAUAACGCUUUAGUCUUCGGCGGAGUUGUGGUGAAUGAAUCGAAGAAAGACAACCACGGUAACGGACCAAUCGAGACGGCAAAAGCACUGCGUAUCUUCUACCUGUUAGAGCCAUCGAUUGAUGUGGAGAGGUUCGUAGACGCGCUUACGGAAACCGCAGCGUCAUUGUUCCUCACAUCGCUCACAGAUGGAUUGUCGUUCUCGAUCGGCAGUGUUUCGGACUUCUACGCUGUUCGCGUUUUCUGUACGUACUGCGCGAUGGCGAUUCUCUUCAUGUUCCUCUUUCAAAUCACUUUCUUCAACGCAGUGAUGGUGCUGUGUUGUCGAAGGGAGAUCGCCGGGCGACAUUCGCUUUUCUGCUACAGAGUCUCUCAGGCUGAAAAACAAGCGGAUGAUACCUGUGCGACUUCACUCUCGACGACUCUGGGUGAAAUACUUGCCCGAUUCGUGUCCACUAAGCUGGGGAAAAGUCUGAUUGUUGUCCUCUACUUCAUCUACUUAACAGCUUCAAUCAACUUUGCACUCGAGUUGCCAUUGGGACUCGAUUUAAAGCUGUUGACUCCGUCUGGCUCAUAUUUGGCGGAUUUUUUACGGGCUGAGGAACGGCUGUUCAAAGAGUACGGCCUUUAUUGUUUCGCUGUUGUUCGUCUUCAAAAUUGGCCGCUGAUCGAUCCCAACGAAAGAAGGAGGCUGUUGACAUUGUACGACGACCUCUCCAGUUCUCCGUAUGCAUCGAAGGGCGAGUUCUGGUUGGAGGAAUUCGAGAAGCUCCAUAAUGGUAAGGCGUUUACUAGCCACACCUUCAAUGCAGCUCUUCUUUCACUGUCAGCUCAGAAGCCUCAAUACAGAAGCGAUAUCAGAUUCAAUCCAGAUGGCGACAUCAAGGCCACAAAAAUGCUGAUGAGAGUCCGUUUACUAGGAACAGCUAACGAAAAGCCACGAGCUGAAGUACUACGAAAGACAAUGUCAGAGAGUGGAUUCAACGGUUUUGUCUACGAUACAAGGUUUAUUUUAUCGUUCUUGCUUGGAAUACAAAGCACAUAUUCGGAUCAU